Molecule: messenger RNA, 1500 nt
Organism: Erythranthe guttata (spotted monkey flower)
Lineage: Eukaryota; Viridiplantae; Streptophyta; Magnoliopsida; Lamiales; Phrymaceae
Source: RefSeq, a predicted model, not a curated record
ACUGACAAAAUGGCCGCCUUAUCACCAGUUCCUUCCAUGGAAGAUCUUAAGGUCAUGUUCCAAGAAAGCUCUCUUAUCUUCCCAUACAAAGAAACACCGAAAAAAUCGAUUUUCUUGUCCAACAUGGAUCAAAUCUUGAACUACGAUAUCCCGACUGCCCAUUUUUUCGGGCCAAACCCAGAUUUCCCGCCUGAAACAGUGGCCGAGAGGCUCCGAACUGCACUCGAGAAGGUGCUCGUGCCGUACGAUUUUAUGGCGGGAAGAUUGAAACAAAACCGGGAAUUGGGCCGGCUGGAGAUAAACUGCAACGCGGCGGGGGCUGGCUUUGUGGUGGCCAAGUCCGAUGUUUCUCUUGAUGAGAUUGGUAAUGAGAACCUCGUUUGCCCGAACCUCGGAUAUCGACAGCUGGCUGUCCAGAGAUUGGAUAGCUUGCCACCUGAAGUUGACCAGCCACUCUGUGUUUUUCAGGUAACAUCAUUCAAGUGUGGUGGUUUUGCAAUCGGCAUGUCUACGAAUCACAUCUUAUUCGACGGCCUAGGCGCCAAGGUAUUCCUCCUAAACCUAGCUUCCCAAUCUUUCGAAAACAAACCCUUAGCCAUCAUACCCUACAACGACCGUCGGAUUCUUGCCGCUAGAUCUCCACCGCAGGUUUCCUUCCCACACCCAGAGUUCCUCAAAUUCGACCUCCCUGUGGGCCCGGGUUCAACUCCCCCAAAGUUCGAUUGCAUCAUAGAAGAACUCGAUUUCAAAAUCUUCAAACUCACCACAACUCAGAUAUCCCACUUAAAGGACAAUAUUACUAAGACCUCCAAAAUUCACAGAAUUAGCACCUUUGCGGUGGUGGCCGCCCUCAUUUGGCGGUGCAAAGCCUUUUCCGAUGAUAAAAAUAGGGUUUCGACUUUGCUCAAUGUUAUCGACAUUAGGCCAAGGGUGAACCCCCAAUUGCCAUCUUCGUACUCGGCCAAUGCAGUGCUUCCCUUGGGAGUUUCGGAAACUUGUGAAGAGAUACAAAAUGGGGCGUUUUCGAAGCUUGUGGAGAUUAUCACUGAAGGGGCUAAAGAGAUGACGCACGAGUACGUGAAAUCGGCUUUCGAUUGGUUGGAGUUGAAUAGAGGGAUUCCGCAUGGGGAUUAUAUGGUGAGCUCAUGGCUUAGAUUAGGGUUUGAUGAGGUGGAGUAUGCAUGGGGGAAGCCGAUGUACAGUUGUCCGGUGGUGAAUCAUCGGAAAGAUAUUUGUUGGGUUUUUCGAGAUGCCGUUGAUGGUGGUGUUUCUGCAAUGGUGGCUUUGCCUUCUCAAGAGAUGAACAUAUUUGAGGCUGUUUUUCAUGACUUCUUUGCUUCAAUAUAAUAUUUGUUUGAGUUUGGAAAUUCUUCAAUAAUGAAUAAUUUGAUGUGUGCAUGCAAAUAUGUAAUAUUGUUCUUCGUGUGGUUUAUUGUUGUGCGUUUAAUUGGUUUUGAUUGUUCAUCUAAAGUGCUUUAUUGCCCAUUUUAUAUAUUAUUU